UUAAUUUUUCUACAAAAACAGAUAGACACCACACCACCGUCAUUAAUUACUUCUACGGCUAAAAAAAUUCAAUAACAAUAAAAACCAACAAAAUUACACCAAACUUCAACUACUAUCAUUCAUUAUUUAUCUAACCUUCUAAUCUUUUUUUUUUUACGUUCAAUCAAAAAACUUCAAAACCUCAAAACGACAAUGUCGUCUUCACCAAACGAAACCAAGAAGAAACCCUUUCUUCCUAACGGCACCGUUAACCGCGGUUUUCUCAAUUUCAUAGAUCGUAAAACUUCUCCUAACGCCACUCCCGUUAACGGCGUUUCAACAAAAGACGUUACGGUUAACGCUGAACAUAAUGUUUGGUUCCGUCUUUUCACUCCCACCGGCGCCACCGUCGGAGAUGAAACCAAAAUUACGUCUCUUCCGGUCAUCUUUUUCUUCCACGGCGGUGGAUUUACCUAUCUCUCUCCCGCUUCUUUUGCUUACGAUGCUGUUUGUCGUAGAUUCUGCCGGAAAAUCAAUGCCGUUGUUGUCUCCGUUAAUUACCGUCUCACACCGGAGUUUCGGUAUCCGUCGCAAUAUGAAGAUGGAGAAUCCGUGCUGAAAUUUCUCGACGACAAUAAAUCCGUUUUACCGGAAAAUGCUGACAUGUCAAAAUGUUUCAUUGCCGGAGACAGUGCUGGUGCAAAUAUAGCACAUCAUGUUGCGGUUCGGGUUUGCAAAGCGGCGCUCCAGAGAAUCCGGGUGAUCGGGUUGGUUUCGAUCCAACCGUAUUUUGGAGGGGAGGAGAGGACUGAGUCGCAGAUUCGUCUCGAAGGAUCGCCUUUGGUGUCGAUGGCGAGGACUGAUUGGUUGUGGAAGGUGUUUUUGCCGGAGGGAUCGGAUCGGGAUCAUGGCGCGGCUAAUGUUAGUGGGCCGAAUGCCGAGGAUUUGUCGGGUUUGGAUUAUCCGGACACGCUUGUUUUUGUGGGCGGGUUUGACGCGUUAAAUGAUUGGCAAAAGAGGUAUUAUGAUUGGUUGAAGAAAUGUGGUAAAAAUGCUGAGUUAAUUGAAUAUCCAACUAUGAUUCAUGCUUUUUAUGUUUUCCCUGAUUUGGCUGAGGCUACUCAAUUGAUUUUGCAAGUUAAGGAUUUCAUCAAUAGAGUUUCCAACAAUUCUAAACGAUGAUGAUGAUGAUUAGUAUUGUUGUAAUAAAUUUGUUAUGAUGAAUUAUUGGUAAAUUCACAGUUGUGUACUUGUGUGGUAAUUUAGUUUUGAUGAAUUAUUGGUAAUAGGCCAGAACCUAGAGACGUGCAAUGCUACAUUUUGAGAUUGGAAAUUAGGUAUUCGUAUUCCGGUGGUUGCAUGUUCCGCAUUCACGUAGUCAGUCAUAUUGAUAAUCAUUGGAUUGAAAUUAGAUGGUGCAAAUUUAAACUUAGUUUUUUUAUUUUAUUUUGAACAAAAUAGAAAAAAUCGGCUUGAAAUGUAUUCCGUCUGAUUUUAAUCCAACGACUAUUUAGAAAUUAUAGACCAUAUGGGAUGUUAUGAUGUUUUAGUUUAACAAAUAUAAUUAUAUAAUGUGAGUGAUCUUCAUUGCUAUGGCAUAUGUUUACUGUUUACAUUUUGGAAGUUUAUAAUUUGUCUUUAAUUUAGAAUCUGGUUUUCCAUAA
Messenger RNA from Trifolium pratense (red clover), 1643 nucleotides. RefSeq names its product probable carboxylesterase 18. NCBI's taxonomy places the organism in Eukaryota, Viridiplantae, Streptophyta, Magnoliopsida, Fabales, Fabaceae. Bases 193 to 1161 code for a protein of 322 amino acids. The transcript has a single exon. The record is from RefSeq and is a predicted model, not a curated record. Gene Ontology annotation, molecular function: carboxylic ester hydrolase activity. Gene Ontology annotation, biological process: pollen tube growth.